AUGUAUACGUCGCUGCUGUUGUUGCAGCUCGUUUCGCUCGCGUACUCGCAGACGUAUUUAACGGAUCUUGACGAGAGCCGUAUUGUUGGAGGCCAGCCAGCGAGUAUCGAUGAUCAUCCGUACCAGGUGUCCCUUCGAUUUAACAAUCGGCACGUAUGCGGUGGCGCUGUCAUUAGCGAGGAAUGGAUCGUCACGGCCGCGCACUGUGUCCAGAGCCCGUUCGUUCGAUUCUUCUCGAUCAAGGUGGGCACUUCUGACCUCAGCGACGACAACGCCACCGUAGCCACCGCGGCAGAAAUCAUCCGUCACGAAAGGUACGACAGGAGCAUUGCAGAUUACGACAUCGCUUUGAUACGGCUGGAAAAGCCGCUGGUGUACAGCUCGCGCGUGAGGCCGAUCCUGCUGGCACCGGUAGCCGAUCAUUAUGCGGCCGGUAGUAAGGCGAUGGUUACCGGUUGGGGAGUGCUGAGACGCGAUGGUCCAUUGAGCACGCGGUUGCGUAAGGUCCAGGUGCCACUUGUUUCUAGCUCGCAGUGCUCCCGAUUAUACCUGACCAGACCGAUCACACGAAGAAUGAUUUGCGCCGGUUACGUGGACGAUGGCGGCAAGGAUGCGUGUCAGGGUGACAGCGGAGGUCCAUUAGUGCAGCACGACAGACUAAUCGGAAUCGUAUCGUGGGGCUUCGGCUGCGCGCGGCCAUCUUACCCAGGCGUUUACACACGCGUCACGGUUCUUCGAAGUUGGAUCACCAUGAAAACCGGUCUAUGA
This is a messenger RNA of Eufriesea mexicana, 768 nucleotides long. Its product is annotated as trypsin-7. Lineage: Eukaryota; Metazoa; Arthropoda; Insecta; Hymenoptera; Apidae. The coding region runs from base 1 to 768 and encodes 255 amino acids. Gene Ontology annotation, molecular function: serine-type endopeptidase activity. The transcript is spliced from 6 exons. The record is from RefSeq and is a predicted model, not a curated record. Gene Ontology annotation, biological process: proteolysis.